This is a messenger RNA of Verticillium nonalfalfae, 1338 nucleotides long. RefSeq lists its product as uncharacterized. The transcript has 3 exons. Gene Ontology annotation, molecular function: metallocarboxypeptidase activity; zinc ion binding. NCBI's taxonomy places the organism in Eukaryota, Fungi, Ascomycota, Sordariomycetes, Glomerellales, Plectosphaerellaceae. The record is from RefSeq and is a predicted model, not a curated record. Gene Ontology annotation, biological process: proteolysis. The coding region runs from base 1 to 1338 and encodes 445 amino acids.
AUGAAGACCUUUGCCACCGCCGGCGCCAUCGCCUCGCUCGCCCUUCUCACCGAGGCCUGCAUCCUGCCCGAGGAACUUGCCAAUGGCGGCGAGGCCGUUGUUAAGCGCCAGACCGGAAACACAGGCUUAGCCAUUGGCACUGGCAACCGGUUCGCGAACGGCACCGUUCCCCGCGGUCUCGGCACUCAGCCUCCCGGCACCAACCUCGAGACCCUCCUCAAUGUCGGCGAGAUCACAGCUGCCGUCCAGGCUCUCGUCGACGAGUACGAUCUCGAGUCCUUCGUCGCACCUGUCAAGACGUACGAGGGCGCCGAGAUUGUUGGUGCCAAGGUCGGUGGCCAGAAGAACUGCUCUUCCAGCUACCACGUCUACUUCAACGGCGCCAUACACGCCCGUGAGCGCGGCUCCUCCGACAACAUCAUCUACUUCAUCUCGGAUCUGCUGUAUGCCAACAAGCACAACACCGGCCUGCAGUACGGCGGUCGCACUUACACCAACUGCGACGUGCGUCGUGCCCUUGCCGCGGGUAUCGUCUUCACCCCUCUUAGCAACCCUGAUGGUGUCGCUUGGGACCAGAGCACCAACACCUGCUGGAGGAAGAACCGCAACCCCGCGGCCGCCGUGGCUGGCAACCCUGCUUCCGUUGGCGUUGACCUGAACCGUAACUUUGAUGUUGUCUUUGACUUCCUGAACAAGUUCCACCCGGAGGUCGGCCCCAACGUCGCCUCGAAGAACCCACGUGCCCAGACCUACCAGGGCGCGUCUGCCUUCUCCGAGGCCGAGACCCAGGCGAUCAAGUGGGUCAUGGAUGAGCACGAGAACUUGCGUUGGUACAUGGAUGUCCACGCCUAUGCUGGUGUUCUGCUGUACGCAAGCGGAAUCGAUGAGCUUCAGAGCCGUCACCCCGAGCAGAACUUCCUGAACUCGACCUACGACAACGUCCGCGGCCUCAUGCCCGACGACCCUCAGAGCGGCGCCGUCUACGGUGAGUACAUCACACAGAAGGACUGGUCCGACAAGUCGUUCGCCGCCAUGCGCUCCGUCAACGCCAUGGACGCCGCCACUGGUCGCCACUACGAGGCCAUGUCCGCCGCCUACCUGUACCCUACCUCCGGUGCCUCGGAUGACUAUGCCUGGGCCCGCCACCAGAUCGACCCCAGCCUCAACAAGCUUCACGGUUACUGCCUCGAGUUCGGCUUCGGCAACACGGCGGCCAGCUGCGCUUUCUACCCCACGAGCGAGAUUUACCACCAGAACGCGCUUGAAACCGGCGCUGGAUUCAUGGAGUUCCUCCUGGCUGCGACCGAGAUUGGCUUGGGCGAGGAGGGCACUUGCUAG